AUUAUCAAAGUUUUGGAAUUUAUUGGCAAGAAGGAGAACCUACAACUCCCACCUGGAUUUGCAGCUCGUAUAGCAGCUCAGUCAAACCGUAGUUUGAGAAGGGCGAUAUUAUCUUUGGAAACCUGUAGAGUGCAGCAGUAUCCAUUCACAGCGAACCAAGCAGUGCUGCCCAUGGACUGGGAACAAUAUGUUUCCGAAAUAGCUUCUGAUAUUAUUAUGGAACAGAGUCCUAAGAGGUUAUUUUUGGUCCGUGGAAAAAUAUAUGAGCUACUUGUUAAUUGUAUUCCUCCUGAAAUCAUUCUGAAGAAGUUACUGUCAGAAUUACUGAAAAAGUUGGACUCUGAAUUGAAACAUGAAGUAUGUCAUUGGGCUGCAUACUAUGAGCACAGGAUGCGUCUUGGGCAGAAGGCCAUAUUCCACAUAGAAGCAUUCGUGGCUAAGUUCAUGAGCAUCUACAAGGGGUUCCUCAUUGCAACAUUUUCCUGAAUGAUCCCGAGCAGGGUAACCCACUAAAAGUUUUUGACAUUGGGAGGACUUCAUGUUUCAAUCGUCAUCAUGCAGCUGACGUUUAGCUCGAUCCCUUUAUUUAUUUUCUUUCUAAUAUGGUGGAAAAACCUGUGAAUUGUAUUAAUCUAGCGGAUCCAAACCUUGUAUCCCAAAGAUUUAAGAAGGGACCUUGUCUGCCAUAUCACGAGGGGGAGUUAUGAAAAAUAUCUAAGUUCUUUUCCAAGUGCCUGGCAGCAAAGCUAUGUAGGCCCAGGGCUGCAAAUAUGAUUAGUCUGGUUCCGACCUAGGACCAGUUCGUCCCAUCUUAGAGGCAUUGGUCAGGUUUGGGUCUGAUAUGUGAUCCAUUUGAAAUAUUGGUUUAGGCUUGCGUCAAUGUUUUCUUACCUCAAAUAAUGGAUGACUUGGUCUGGGACCUACGGGCC
This is a messenger RNA of Elaeis guineensis (African oil palm), 929 nucleotides long. The record is from RefSeq and is a predicted model, not a curated record. NCBI's taxonomy places the organism in Eukaryota, Viridiplantae, Streptophyta, Magnoliopsida, Arecales, Arecaceae.